Messenger RNA from Anopheles bellator, 1723 nucleotides. Its product is annotated as calcium-independent phospholipase A2-gamma-like. NCBI's taxonomy places the organism in Eukaryota, Metazoa, Arthropoda, Insecta, Diptera, Culicidae. The coding region runs from base 76 to 1479 and encodes 467 amino acids. Gene Ontology annotation, biological process: arachidonate metabolic process. The transcript is spliced from 5 exons. Gene Ontology annotation, cellular component: membrane. The record is from RefSeq and is a predicted model, not a curated record.
CACAAUUUGGGCAUUUCGGAAGGUCUCUGUUUUUUCCGCACGAUCCGUAGGAAUGGGCAGUGUUAUGAGCUAAAAAUGCCCACCUGGAGGCUAGCUGGUCCCUUUCAGCAACCGAUUCUUCGUGGCGUUCUUCCGCGUACCGCACGGCAACAGCGAUGGACCAACCAGCAACAAAUACGCCACAAUCAAUCGCAAACGCGCCACGCGCUGCUCGAUCUGCGUCGCAAAGCGAUCCCGGUCGAUCGACAGCGCCAGGUGUUGUACGAGUUGGUGGAGAAGUUUGAAAAGCACCCGCAGGAGAAGGCGUUCGCGAUCGAGGAGGGUGCGAUCGAGCUGCUGAAAGAGCUGCGGUACUCGACGGAUCCGGCCAUCACGGAGCACGCGAAGCUGGGUCUGGCGCUGCUCGGCUACGUGCCGCCACUGCCGAGCGACGGUAUCCGGAUCCUGAGCAUCGACGGUGGCGGUAUUCGUGGCAUUAUCGUCAUGGAACUGCUGCGUAAACUGGAGCGACUGACCAAUCGGAGAAUUUUCGAACUUUUCGAUCUGGUUUGCGGUGUGUCGACCGGGGCCAUAUUGGUGUGUGCGUUGGCUUCGGAGAAAAGUCUUACCCUCACCGAGGGUAUCCAUCUGUACAAGAAGCUAGCGUACAACGUAUUUCACCGUCCGUCAACCUUCGACAAACUGGUCGCUUCGCACCGGCUGGUCGCUUCGCACGCAUACUACGACAUCGAGUUGUGGGAGACACUGCUCAAGCGCCACAUCGGGUACCGACGGAUCAUCGACACGGUGAUGCUGCCGAACGUACCGAAGUGCUGUUGCGUAUCGACGACGGUUUGCGAUGAGUACAUUGAUGCGCACGUGUUCCGGAACUACACCUUCCCGCGGAACGUACAGUCCGUGUACGCCGGAUGUCAUACGGCGCGCCUGUGGGAGGUGGUCCGUGCGUCGUCGGCCGCCCCUGCGUACUUUGGCGAUUUCCCCCUGAACGGUCAGCUGCACCAGGACGGAGGCAUUCUGUACAACAAUCCGACGACGGUCGCCAUUCACGAGGCGAAAUGUCUCUGGCCAAACGAGCGCAUCCAGUGCGUGGUAUCGUUCGGUACGGGCCGCACACGCAGCAAAUCGAACGACGGCCAGAAGAUCAUCAGCCAGGGCAUACUCGACCAGGCGGCCCUGUCCAGCUCGUGGAAAACGAAGUUCUUGCGCAUUCUCGAUUCGGCCACCGAUACCGAGGCGACGCACACGGUGCUGAGUGAUUUGCUGCCUCCCGGGCGCUACUUUCGCUUCAAUCCGUAUCUGACCGAGUUCCUGUCGAUGGUUGAGGUGCGGCAGGACAAGAUAGCGCAGCUCGAGCAGGACACGGCCGCGUACUACGCGCGAAACGAGGAUAAAUUCGAACAGGUGGCCGAUCUGUUGCUGAAGGAGCGUUCGAUGGCACGCAAAGCGUACGACGUCGUGCGGAAUGUGCUCUAUCCUUAGCAGGGAAGAGAUGAAGGCGCGAUUCCAAAGAAUUCUCACUUUAGUAUUACCUCUACCACAGGGAUGCUUUAAAUGUUCAGCUGAACCUAUAGGUUGUCUCGUUAGAACAUACCUCAAUGCGUGUUUUAGUUUCAGAAGAUUUUGUUUUUAAUUCGUUUGACUCUUGCUUCAAGAAAGGAGAUUAUGUUAGUGAUUUUAGAGUUCAAUAAACGUCUCAAAGGUUGAGUAUUGACGAUCUAGCGGA